AUGAAGCCAUCUGAAACAAAGUUCGCACCAACAACCAAAGCAGAAUCUGGAAAAAACAUGCAGUCAACCAAGCCAACAGACUCUCAAAAUAAACAGCCAUCUGAAGAGAGGCAAAAGAAACCCAGUGAUGCAGAAAGCCAAACUUCACCUUCUAUGACAACAGCUUCUAAACCAAAUGAUAUAGGAAAAGUAACUAAAGCUCAGGCUGACCAGCCUCCACAAGCAACCUCCAUGGAGACACCAAAGCCUAAACCAGAGAAGAUGUCCAUAGAGGCUGGUGUAGGUGCAGCUGGUGCAGGGACAGCGAGUGCAAGUGUGGUUGCUGCAGCUGAUGAGUCAAGUACUGAGCCUGGUAUGGAUGAGUCAGCACUAGAUAGCCUAAUAGAUACCCUAGGUGGACCUGAAGAAGAUGUGCCUACUAGUCCUGUUUACACUGGUCCAGAAGUUACGGAAGGUAUAUCUUCGAGAUACUUGGAAGAGAUGGGUAAACGGGAAGGUAGUCUCCCUCCAGAAUAUGUAAAAUUGUUGAAGAGCAAAGGAGAUGGCAAAGAUGGAGUCCCACCAAAAGUAGAUGAACGAGAUGAAAAACCGAUGACAGAUGAUGAACUUGCAGAGGCCCUGUCAUCUGACUUUACCUGUAGUACUGCUUCUGCUGAAGAAAAGACGGCAAGUCUGACAGAGAAACCAAGUAAGGAAGAAGAAAUUGUUCAAGCACAAGCAGCAAGUGCAGUCAAGACCUUGGCUCCUCCUAAGGAGAAGAAAACAAAAUCAAAAGAGGAAAUUAAAGAUGAAGGAGUAGAAGCUCUUCUUGCUACUCUUGGUGGACCUGAACCUGAACCUGAAGAUCGUAGCCCUGUUGUAGAGGUGUCAGAGACAAAAGCUAAAGAGAAAAAAGAAGAAAAGACUGGAGAACGUGAUGAUACAAUACCUCCAGAAUACAGGUUAACACCAGAGUUG
Messenger RNA from Pterocles gutturalis (yellow-throated sandgrouse), 957 nucleotides. Its product is annotated as calpastatin-like. The record is from RefSeq and is a predicted model, not a curated record. NCBI's taxonomy places the organism in Eukaryota, Metazoa, Chordata, Aves, Pterocliformes, Pteroclidae. The annotation marks the transcript as partial. The transcript is spliced from 12 exons. Gene Ontology annotation, cellular component: cytoplasm. Gene Ontology annotation, molecular function: calcium-dependent cysteine-type endopeptidase inhibitor activity.